UUUUGUCAACUUUGCAGAAUUGCCUUUUUAAACGUAAGCAGAGUAACUGGCUGAAGUGUAAAUAAUAGUAGAAAACGUUCUCGAUAACAGGCUAAUUAAUUUGCCACACUAUAUAAAAUACCUUGUAGCGAAGAGCGAAACCAUUACAUUCCAUUAACGCAGUACUUAGCACUAGACUAACAGAAAGAUGUCUUCGGCUACGGUAAGAAAUGUGCCAUUGUUGGAGGACGACACUAUUCCAUUCGGCGAGGAGGAUGAAAUGCAGGAUAAGGAUGGCGGAGUUAAAAAAUAUGCACAUCCUUAUGUUACCUUUUUCCAUCUCUUCUUCCGUGGCGCUGCUGUGGUUGUGUAUAUGUUUUGCGGCUGGUUCAGCGACUCCUUUAUCACCAGCUUUGUAUUUGUUGUGCUAUUUCUGUCUGCUGACUUUUGGACCGUAAAGAAUAUUACGGGACGCUUGCUAGUUGGACUACGUUGGUGGAAUUACGUUGACGAUGAAGGCGUAUCACACUGGGUGUUCGAAUCCAAACAAGGACGUGUUAAUAAUAAUGAAGCACGCGUAUUCUGGUUGGGUUUGAUAUUAUUUCCCGUGUGUUGGGGACUCUUCUUUUUAGUAGCUCUUUUCGGUUUAAAAUUUAAAUGGCUACUGCUGGUAAUGAUAGCACUUGCACUAAAUGGUGCCAAUCUGUUUGGUUAUGUUAAGUGUAAUUUCGGUGCAAAUAAGGAUCUCAAUUCCGCAGCUACAGAUUUCGUCAAAACGCAACUGCUUAAAAAUGCCGUUGACAUGAUGACAAAACCGAAUGCACAACCACCCACUACGAGACCAACUAAUAUUGUUUAGAAGGUGUUUACCAAUAAAAUUGUGUAAACUUAGUAUUAGAUAAUUUUCAAUUUGUUGUUUUUUAAAUGUACUAUGUAUUUCAAUUUUUAUUUUUUAUUAAAACUAUUUCAAAUAUGUGCAUAAAUUA
This is a messenger RNA of Anastrepha obliqua, 965 nucleotides long. RefSeq lists its product as uncharacterized. Lineage: Eukaryota; Metazoa; Arthropoda; Insecta; Diptera; Tephritidae. Gene Ontology annotation, cellular component: Golgi membrane. Bases 188 to 838 code for a protein of 216 amino acids. The transcript is spliced from 3 exons. The record is from RefSeq and is a predicted model, not a curated record. Gene Ontology annotation, biological process: vesicle-mediated transport; protein secretion.